This is a messenger RNA of Strongyloides ratti, 3117 nucleotides long. Its product is annotated as Bazooka. Gene Ontology annotation, biological process: intracellular protein localization; establishment of cell polarity; cell adhesion. Gene Ontology annotation, molecular function: protein binding; phosphatidylinositol binding. The record is from RefSeq and is a predicted model, not a curated record. Lineage: Eukaryota; Metazoa; Nematoda; Chromadorea; Rhabditida; Strongyloididae. Gene Ontology annotation, cellular component: cell cortex; apical junction complex; adherens junction. Bases 1 to 3117 code for a protein of 1038 amino acids. The transcript has 2 exons.
AUGUCCUUACGUACAUCAACCUCAAAUGGACGAGUGAAUUCUUUAUCAUUUUCAUAUUAUCAUCCUCAGAUGUCUUCCACAUCAUCAACCUCAACAACCACAACAACAUCAUCCAUCUCACCAGGAGAUAAAAUAGAAUGUCAAAAAUUUCCUAACAAAAAUUAUCAAAAAAAUGUUAAUUCUGGUACAUUAAUAUACUCAACAUCAUCUAAAUCGCAACAAAAUUAUUUUCCUAAAAAUGAUGCAGAAAAAAUUGUUGAAGUAACAAAUUUAUCAACCCCUCCCGCAGGUGGAUUACGUGUAUUCCAACAUUACAUGAAUACGUACAAUGAACCUGACCAAAGAGGAAUUAUUUCUAAUAUUUCAUCAGAUAAAGGUAUAAAUAAAAUGUCAAAAUCAGUAAGUGAAUCAUCGGGAAUAAUGAUAAAAGAAGAUUUAACAAAAAUGAUAGAUGAUAAUAAUAAAACAAAAUUUACCAAAAAUUCAUCUACCUCAUUAUCUUUUCAUAACACUUUACCAUCUAUCAAUCCAUUUAAAGCUACUAGUGCUAGAAAAAGUAAAAUUAAUGAUAAUUUUUUUAUUAUGAAAGAAAGAUUAGAUGAAAAGAUGAAUGAAAAAAAACAGAUUAAUGAAGAUGUACCUAAAAAAAAUGUAUCAUUUCAGUUGACAAGAAUACCAUAUGAUAUGUUGGAGGAAUGUUAUAGACAUGAACAUAAACCAACAGAAUGGAGUGUUAUAACACUUAACAAUGAAACUAAAAAUAUACCCAUAGGUAUAGAAGAUUCUUUUACACCAAUAACUAAAGCUAAUUCAAGAAAGUUAGAUGCAAUAGAAAUUGAUGAUAUAGAAAAAGAUUCAAGAAUAUAUUUAGAUGGUAGAUUUAGAGAAGGUGAUCAUAUUAAAGAAAUUAAUGGUCGACCUGUCUAUCAGAUGAGUUCACAACGUGUCAAAAGUUAUUUUGAAGAAAUGAAAACUAUGGAAAAUCCUUCAUUAACAUUAGAUGUAAAAUAUGAAGAUAUUUUGGAAAGAACAGAAGAAAUUAAAAAUAAAAAUUUAAAAAAUAGUUUUAAGAAAGAUCAAUUGACAGAGAUAGUUACUCCGAUACAAUCAAAAUUACAACAAGUCAAUUCAACACUAAUAAAAAGUAAUGAAAAAGAUAUUGUAUUAAUAAAAGCUAAUAAUGGUUUUGGUUUUAAUGUUACAUCAAGAUAUAAUGCUCAAAAUGAAUGUUUGUUAUAUGUUUCAACUGUUAAAUUAGAUUCUGUUGCGUAUGGAAUUUUAGAGAUUGGUGAUAGAAUAUUAAAAUUAAACAAUGAAUGUUUAAGUGAAAGUAGUCAAAAUCAAUUUGUUUCACAGUUAAAAGCUAUUCCUGUUGGAGAAAAAAUAACUUUAUGUAUAGCUAGAAGUGAUAUUGAUAAGAAAGAAGAUAACAAUAAUGCUAAAGAAGGUAAUUUGUAUGGUAAUAUUAUUGAUAAAAAACAACCAACAAAAACAAUGGGAGAAGGUUUACAUAAAAAUGAUAUCAGUCAAAAUUCGGCAAAUUUUAUAAAUGAAAAAAUUGAAAUUAAAGAUAUUCUUAUACCUUUUAAUUCUACACCAUCAUCAGGAUUAGGGAUAUCAUUAAAGGCAAGAUGUAUACAUAAAGCAAAUGGAGAAAAACAGGAUGUAGGUAUUUUUGUUAAAAAAGCCUUAGUAGGUGGAUCAGCAUAUAAUUCAGGAUUGUUAAAAGAAAAUGAUAGAUUAAUAGGAAUAGAAGGAAUAGAUUUAACAAAAUAUCCAACAAAUAAAAAAGCUUUUGAAACUAUAGCUGAUUGUCUUAAUUCAUUAGAUAAAAAUAAAACACAUGUUAGAUUAAAAAUAUCAAGAAUUGUUAGUAAUGAUAAAACAUCAGAUGAAGAAUCAUUAUCAAAUGUAAAAAUUGAUGUUGUUAGAGAUGAUCAAUACAAUGAUUAUUUUUAUGAACCAAACAAUUUAGUAAGCCCUGCAUUAAUAAGAGCUGAAAAAAAUGGCGUUACAAGUGUUACUGUUAAUGAUCAAGAUUCUGAUUUACCGAUGAAUACUUUUCAAAAUGAAGAUGAUUUAUAUUUUGAUAGGCAAUCAAAAACAAGACAAAGUAUUUCAGAAAAACGUAAAAAUGUUUCUAAUAAUGAUCCUACAAAUCUUGAAGUAUUUCAAAAAAUUAAACAUCUUAGACAAACUUCUGCCCCAACUACUACAUCACAAUCUUUUCCUAAAUAUUCUCCUUUGUUAAACGCAAAGAAAAUUCGAAACAUAGAUUCCUCCACGAAUGUUCCAAUAAACGAAAAGUCAGUCGAUAUCAAUGAAAAAAUUUUAAAAUCAAUUAAUCAAGAUUCUAAUAAAAAUUUCCAAUCUACAACUCCACUUAUUAAUCAAUAUAAACCACAACGUUCACGCUCCUCAGAUAUGACACAUAAAAAAAGUUUUUUUGAAAAAAACAGAAAUGCAGUAACUAUGAAUAAUUUUAAAACACCAUCUCCAAAACAAAACACUCCAGAUAAAAUUAUUAAUAUUGGAUACUCUGAAGUACCAACUAUUGAAAAAUAUGAAAGACAUAUGUACCAGGGUCCAGCCAUACAACCAAAUAUGCCACAAACAUACUCUUUUCAAGUACCAUUUGAAAGUAGAAGAGGAAGUCAAAGAGUACCACCACCUACAUAUUCACAAACUUUAGAUAAAAAAAACAAUUAUAAUAGAUAUACAAUGAUAGAUCCAAGUAUGUCAUACCAUGUAAUGAAACAACCUGUUGUUGCUGUUCCUCAUCAUCAAAAUAUUUUAUAUCAUUCUCCAAUUCCGCCACCAAGAUUUGGAGGAAGAGAAGGAACAAAACAUGAAAUUCAAAUAAACAAUGAUUAUUAUGAUGCAUUCAAUAAUUAUUUUGUUGCCUCUGAAACAUUACCUUUACCUCUUAAUGGAGUUAAGAAAACUAUUGUACCAAAAAUACCAGAAAGGAAUCCUCCAUUUUUUGAAAAAGUAAUUAGUCCACAAACUUUGAAAAAGAAAAAUUUAUAUGAUGGUAGAAGUCAUAGUGUUUUUUACUAUGACACUGUUGCUCCUUCAGAAAUUUUAAAAUCAGAAGUUACUGUAAAAAGAUUUUAA